CGGCCCUCCCUCUUCUUGACUUGCGCCACCCCACCCCACCCAAACCCCCACCGCCGGAGGAAGGAGGAGACGCCGCCGCCGCCGCCGCAGCCAUGUCGGGGGGAAUCGCGCGCGGCCGCCUCGCGGAGGAGCGGAAGGCGUGGCGGAAGAACCACCCACACGGUUUCGUCGCCAAGCCGGAGACGUUGGCCGACGGGACGGUCAACCUCAUGAUCUGGCACUGCACAAUCCCCGGCAAGCAAGGGACUGAUUGGGAAGGUGGAUACUUUCCUCUCACUCUUCAUUUCAGUGAGGAUUACCCUAGCAAACCUCCCAAGUGCAAGUUCCCACAGGGUUUCUUCCACCCAAAUGUCUAUCCUUCAGGGACAGUCUGCCUUUCAAUUCUUAAUGAAGACAGCGGUUGGAGACCUGCUAUUACCGUCAAGCAAAUUCUUGUUGGAAUCCAGGACUUGCUUGAUCAGCCUAAUCCUGCUGAUCCUGCUCAGACCGAUGGUUACCAUCUUUUUAUCCAGGAUCCUACGGAAUACAAGAGGCGUGUUCGGCUGCAGGCCAAGCAGUAUCCUCCGAUUGUCUGAGAAUAUUGGCAUAGGGACCCAUGCUGCACAUUCGCUUAGUUCUUGCUAGAUCUAAAAUGAGUGCCUCUGCAAAUAUGGAUUAGACCAAAAUAUGACCUGGAAAAAGGGUGCUUUCGGAGUUUGAGAAGUAUUAUCAUCGUUGUGGACUAAUGUCUUGUGAGAUCCGUCUUGGAUGUAAACGGUUUUCUUAACUGUGAUUUUUCAACCGUUUGAGUGCUUGCUUUAUGGGAUAAUGUCAAACAUUGGUUUGGCAGGCAAUCUCAAGAGUAUUGCUAUUUCUGUGCUAGUCUAUAUGAAAACCCAGAUUAAAUUCGACGAAACAUAUUAGUUUGCAAAAAGAUGUGGCAACUUCCAUA
Oryza sativa Japonica Group (Japanese rice) is the source of this 931-nucleotide messenger RNA. Its product is annotated as SUMO-conjugating enzyme SCE1. Gene Ontology annotation, cellular component: nucleus. Lineage: Eukaryota; Viridiplantae; Streptophyta; Magnoliopsida; Poales; Poaceae. The record is from RefSeq and is a predicted model, not a curated record. Gene Ontology annotation, biological process: protein sumoylation. Gene Ontology annotation, molecular function: SUMO conjugating enzyme activity.